CAACGCUGAGCCCUUCUCCUAUAACGCACACAGAGGGAUGAGCGCGUGUCAUUUCACGGGGCAGAUGCCCCUGAAAAUGUGUCCAGGGAGAAGAACUCAUCCCUGACUCCAGAUAUAAUUCUGUCUGAGGUCUUGAUGCAGCUGUACACCUCGGGGGCGGCAGUAACUUGUGACCAUGUUCACAUUGUCAGCAUUUGCUGCCUUAAUUCCUCCACUGGUUGUUCUGGCCUCUAAAUCUCAGCAUUGCCAACCCCAGACCAGUCCCUCCUUUCAUGAGUCCUCUGCCCUUGCGUCGCUCCAGUGCAGUAAUGACUACUCCACACACAUCCAGUGCAGCUGGACACGGCCCCCCCACACCCGCCUGCACCUCUUCCACCUGACUGUGUUCAGGAACAGGAGCACUGAGUCCCCCUGUGUGCCUGUUCCUCCUCCAUCCCAGGAUGCCGAGGGUCACCUCAAAGCCCACUGUCGGUACAACACCAGUAUGUUUGUGAUCCAUGCACAAGACUUCUUUUUCUUCAAGGUUCCUCAUGUGAAGCUCCUCUCCAAGACUGUUGACCUUCACAAUCAAGUGAGAGGUCGUCCACACCACCUGUCUGUGAAGGUCACAGAGGAGGGGCACUCGGAGUUGAGCUGGCAGAGCCCUGGCACCCUGGAGCCGUCCUCAUCCUCCACCUACCAGGUGCACUACAGGCACGCCAACCAUGAGUGGACCGAGCUGGAGGUCCACGGGCAGGAGCUGCGUCUGGAGGCGUCUGCGCUGGUGCGCGACGGCAGGUACGAGGCCAGGGUCAGGGCCAAGAGCCAUCAGGGCGUCUGGACAGAGUGGAGCCCCCUGGUGCACUGGAGGCCUAGUGAGGCAUCUCUGCCAGGUCCCUCCAAUCUUGGCUGUGUUGUGGAUGGCGAGAAGAAGGUGCUCUGUAGCUGGGAGGCACACACAGACCUUGCUCAAUAUGUCACCUACAAUCUGUCCUACCGCAUCAACCCCACAGCACAGCCCCGUCAGUGUUGUCCCCUCCGCCCCCCCGGGCUGCUCAACAGGACGGCUCCAGUGCUGGGCUUCGGCUGCACGCUCCACGUCAGCACGCCCAGGUCCCUCCACCUCCAGCUCAAGGCCGUCCCCAUCAGGAGAGAGUUCAAGUCCCACAAGCACAUCCAGCCCCCCAGGCCCACUGGCGUCCAGGUGGAGGAGAGGGGGGACAACUGGAGACUGACCUGGACUCCGCCCCACCUGGCCACUGUUCCCAUCGCCAUGGAGAUUUACUACUGGAGCGCUGACGCACCGGAGGCCCGUAAGUCCUUCACUCUGGAGGCGGACACAGACUCCCUGUCCAUCCCCACUGCAUCACUACAGCCCUCCACGCGCUACAGCGCCCAGGUCCGCGCACAGGUGGACACCUCGAGGAGUAGCCACUACAGCGGCUAUCCCUCCCUGUGGAGCGAGCCUGUCCACUGGACCACAAGCUCAGUCCUGUGGUCAGCCUUCAUGAUCUCAUAUGUUACUAUGGCUGCCUGUGUGUUUGUAGCAGUCUUUCUCCUUUACAUCUGUCAAAGGAGGUUCAGGCAGUGGGAGGUAUCGAUCCCUACACCUGUCAACAGCAAAGUGCUGAAGGACAUCUCAAAAGGCAACCAAAAAUCCCAAGUCAAGGGGGAGAUGACCCAGCCUGACGCAGACGACCCCCACAUUCAGCAGGCCCACAUCAUGGAGCCGUGUCUGGCCCCAGACGUGCUCUCAGAGGAGCUGGACGUGUCCACUUCCUCCUCUCCCACCAGGACCUCGGCGGGCGUUGGGACAGGAAGUAUCUUGGCCGUGGAGGAGGAUGACUUGUACCAGCCGGUGCCCUGCCGCGGGGUCACCGCGGACAAAGCGCCCGCCACGUCGGCCCAAGGAUCCCUCGCAUCAAAGGUGUCUGAGUUGAGCUUCGAUGACCUCUACAUGGCCUGCCCAAGGUCAAGGGCCUCCACAGUGACGCGAGGAGAAGUCCUCUCAGAAGUGGUGGCCUGUCCAUCCCUCUCCUCCUGCCCUGACGACUCUAAUCACAACUGCAUGCCAACACCAGACAUAUCUGUGACCCUUCCAGAAGUUUCUGCCCAGCCUGACUCCCCCUUACCAGCAGCAGAGCAGCAUCCUGCUCCUUGAUCACGCCACCGUCAUGCUCUGACCUGGGAACAGCAAGCAAAAAGAGACUUACUGUAAUUCCAAAGGAACUUCAUCGAGAGAGACAAUCAAGCUGAUGUUAUCACUUCUCUUGUAAUGCCAUCUUUGUCCAGCAGAGGUAGUUGUAGCCCUUUGAAACCUUUGCUCAGCAAACUGUGUCUGUGCAGUAAUAAAGUGCCUCGUUUAGAUCCUAGACCUAGCUUGACUGAUUUUCUUGCCGUAUCAUUCAAAUGAGUUGUUUGAAUUCAUGAUUUUUUUACUGUGCUGCUUUGAACUUGUUGUGCCCAAUGCUCCCUUUAAUAGUCUCAAGCAGUGCAGUGUGAAUACACUGUGAGUCAUUCUGAAUGGAGUUAAGUGAUUCAAGCUUAUUUUGAAUAUCCUGCAAUUACAUGGUAUUCAGUGAAUUCUGCCUUAAAUAAAAACGCCUAUC
Molecule: messenger RNA, 2588 nt
Organism: Sardina pilchardus (European sardine)
Lineage: Eukaryota; Metazoa; Chordata; Actinopteri; Clupeiformes; Clupeidae
Product: cytokine receptor common subunit beta-like
Exons: 14
Coding region: 176-2140 (654 amino acids)
Biological process (GO): cytokine-mediated signaling pathway
Cellular component (GO): external side of plasma membrane
Molecular function (GO): cytokine receptor activity; protein binding
Source: RefSeq, a predicted model, not a curated record